AUGGGUGGCGGCAAUUUUUGCUGCACAACUAGCGGAAAGCACAAGCUUUCACUGUUUAGAAUCCCUUCAGUUAAGUCUACAGAUGGCAAGCACGCGAAAGAAUUGAAGUGGAAGGCUCGUGAAGAAUGGUUUCGCUUGAUCCUAAGAACGAGAGAAACAACCGCGGAACCACAACAGAGAAUUGAGGCAAACUAUUUCUUUGUUUGUGAGCAGCAUUUCAAGCCAGAAUGUAUCGUAACUGGAAUAAGGAAAACAUUAGUUACAGGAAGCAUACUAACAGAAAACCUGCCAAAGAAAAGCCACAAAGCUCCAAGUAAACCAAAACGCCGAACCCUAGUAAGGAAAGCCGAUACUGCUGUUGAGAUACGCAUUGAGCAUUACGACAACAUUCAUUGUGCUCCCAAUUACAAUGUCGUUAUGAACUCAUCCUUGGAGUUCACUAUCUUUGUAUUCAACUGGCCCCUGCCUGACGACCAUCCACAAGUUGAAGUUGAAGAAGCACAUUUUGAAGUUUCACUAUUUUAUCGAUCAGUUGCAUGUGAUGUCCUUGUUGAUGUCAAACAUUCAAAUGAAUCCUGUCAACCUUGUGCAACUGCCUCCAACACAAUGAAGAGAUCUGCAAGAAAGAAGAGUAGAGCAUCUGCAACCCCAGCUAAACCUAAGGCAUCUUUACAAUCAUGUGGACCAGACAAGCUGCUGGCAACAGUAAGAUAUACAAGGUUGCAAGUAAAAGACCUUGAAGACCGCUUGCAGCAAAUGUGGACAAAGAUUGAGGAACAAGGAAUUGGCAUUAGCGAAAGCUUGAAGAAGGACAUUCUCAAAAUCAUGGGUCGACAGAGCCUCGGAGCCACGGAUCCUCCCCAAUAUGUGGCAGUUGUUAUGGAUGAGAUGAAGAUUCAAUCAAACCUGGUUUUUGAUAAAGUGUCUGGGGAAUUUAUGGGUUUUAUCGACUUGGGUGACCCCAUGACCAAUUUCGCCAGUCUCGCUGAUGAAGAUCCAACUGCAACGCAUGCCUUGGCAUCUCUCGUGAGGGGAUUAUGCACUGAUUUGAAGCAUAUCAUUGCAUACUUCUUCACAAGAAAUGUCACAUCCUUCCAGAUAAUGCCUCUCUUCUGGAGAACUGUUGCUGUGCUGGAGGUGUCAAUCAGUCUUCGUGUGUGUGCAGCAGUAAAUGAUGGUGCUUCUCCAAAUCGAAAGUUCUUUCGACUUUACCCCAAGCUGGCUAAGGAAGUGAACUGUGAUGUUGUCUCAGAUGCGGAAAGUAAUAUCUAUCAAAGCGACGACUCAGAUUGGAAUUAUGCUCCCAGUCCAUAUAUAAUAAAGAAACAAGUGGCUGCGAAUAUAGACGACCAAACUACAGAUGAAACAUCAGAACUUGUUCGCGUGACCAGAUGGUGGCCGGGUCCAGAUGGUGGCCGUAAAGAUGAAAAAUGUGCAAGACAGUGUAUGCGACAGGUGGAAAUGGUUAUGAAGUUCAUCACCCCAAAUGCUCCGUCAAUAUCAAGCCUAUUGUCCAAGUCAUUGCUUAGAGAUAAAUGGCUAAGAAUCAUUGAAGAAGAGAAGAAACCUGGUACUGUGAAAUCAUAUCUUGGGUCCCUUAACCAAUUCUUUAUUUACAUGCGUACAGAAUGUUCAGCCAGAUUUGAUGAGAUGAAUGUAAAUGAGGGAAAACUUGUUAGUCUAUCUGAACAGGUCAAGUUAUGGGCCAGGUCUUCUCGGAAGAUGGCCCAAAAUCGUUUUUGGGAAAAACGUGUAGAGGAUUUUGAAACCUUAAAGACGCCAGAAGAGGUAAAGCAGUUUGACAUUUCAGAGGUUGCACGGAAGGCAGUUAAAGUACUUGGGGAAUUCCAGACAGAUCCCGAUGUCUCUGUGGUAUCACAGGCAGAAUACACCAUUGUGCGAGACUACCUCAUGACUCUGAUUUGUAUUAACAAUGGCAGCAGAUCGGGUCCAAUUGCCAACAUGACCAUGGAGGAAUUUCAAAAUGCCACACAGCAAGAUGACUGCUAUGUUGUUAGGGUGAAGAAGCACAAGACGUUUACCACCCAUGGGCCAGCACACCUCGUCUUGUCGUCGUCGAUUCAUAAUUAUAUGAAAGUGUUCAUUGAAAAAUUACGGAGAUGUAUACCAGAUGUCAAUGCAUGCCAACCCAUAGUUUUUUUGAGUUACAGAGGCACCCCACUAGAUUCAUCCCAAGUUGGUGCCCAAAUUGGCUCAUGUUGGGGCAAGGUGUUUGGGAAAAAAGCAUCUAUGGGUGGUGCAACUUCAUUCAGAAAGGCUGCGGUUUCUGCCGUUCAUGAGUGCAAUGAAGAAAUGCGAGGUGACUUAGCAGAUCUCAUGGUACAUAACAAGACAACGGCGGACAAAUAUUACCUGCUAAAGAAUAAGGGAAAGUCUGCAGUAAAAACAUCCAAAGAACUGUCACGCAUUAUGCGUGAUGGCUCUGAGAAGACAGAAUCCAGUGAUGGUGUGGAGAAAGAAGAGAAUAAAGAUCAGGAACCACCCGAGAAAGACGCUGCCACAUCAAGCGUGGUCAGUUGUCCCAGGCACAAGUGGUCAAGUGAGGAAACAGACUUAUUAAAACAACUUUUUGCUACCCAAAUCCAGAUGAAAAAGGUAUCGAUGGAAGACAUUCGGGAGCUUUGCAAGGGUCAGCAAUUCCUUGAGAAAAUUCCUCCUUCCAAGAUAAGAGAUAAAGUCCGAACCUUAUUUAAGUUGGGCGAAUCGUCCCUCCCGCCACAAGAGAAGGAGUCUACAGAGGAGAAACUCAAACGUUUUGGCAUGCCAAUUGCUAGUGCUUGCAAAGAGAAAGGCAGCAAAGAUACGAAAGAGAGACCCUCCGAGGACAAUGAGGAGGAGGAAAGCAGAGAAGAUGGUGAAGAGGAGAGCAGCCAGUACUCACGUCCAUCAUCAUCAUCCGAUGUAGUUCCUCCAUCGUCACGUUCCAGAGGUGGACAAGAUCGCUUGUUCAGUGAUAUGGAAAUGGUGGAGUUUAGAAAGUUAUUCUCUGCAGUCAUUCAUUCGGACAAGCCAAUCACCACCAAAGUUGCUGUGUCGAUGUUGAAGAAGAAUAAAAGUUUGAAGCACCUUACAAAGAGAUUUACCAACCAGCAAAUAUACGACAAGCUGAGGACGGAGAGGAAAAUUGCGAAGAGAGAAAAACAAAAAAAAUGAAGAUAUGGACUCUCGUAUUGGUGACUAACUGACACAUUUGUCUUUUAGGAUGUUUAUAAUAAUAGACUUACGCCUGUAUUCUAAAAGCUCACUCACACUCAAACUCAUUGAGUGGAAGAUCUUAAUCUUCUCAUAACGUUUCAAUGGCGGUAUUUUCAGCCGAACAGGGGCUUGAUUUUCAGUGAUUUAUCUUAUAUCUUUUCAUCUAUUCAGAGAGAACUUUCUCAUUGAUCAGCAUUAACGAAAUUUAUAUGUCACACUCGAUGAGUAUGAGUGUGAGUGAGCUUUUUGAAUACAGGCGUUACAGUACAAAACAACGCUAACUCCAAAAAUCAGCAUUUUAGGGGCUGUUUACAUGAGCCCGGUUACCCG
This is a messenger RNA of Dendronephthya gigantea, 3546 nucleotides long. RefSeq lists its product as uncharacterized. The record is from RefSeq and is a predicted model, not a curated record. The transcript has 7 exons. Gene Ontology annotation, molecular function: DNA binding. NCBI's taxonomy places the organism in Eukaryota, Metazoa, Cnidaria, Anthozoa, Malacalcyonacea, Nephtheidae. Bases 1 to 3174 code for a protein of 1057 amino acids. Gene Ontology annotation, biological process: DNA recombination; DNA integration.